Messenger RNA from Pan troglodytes (chimpanzee), 690 nucleotides. RefSeq names its product alpha-S2-casein-like. Lineage: Eukaryota; Metazoa; Chordata; Mammalia; Primates; Hominidae. Gene Ontology annotation, molecular function: protein homodimerization activity; zymogen binding. The transcript has 8 exons. The record is from RefSeq and is a predicted model, not a curated record. The coding region runs from base 7 to 381 and encodes 124 amino acids. Gene Ontology annotation, cellular component: extracellular region.
GAUACGAUGAACAAUGAACUGACUAAGGAAGAAAGGAUCUACUUAAAGCACAUGAACAAAAUCAACCAGUAUUACCCAGAGUUAAGCUUUCCCCAACAUCUUCAGGCUUCUCACCAACCUCAGAUAGUUAUGAACCCAGGGAAUCAAAUUAAGACAAUAACCUAUCCUAAUAGUCCCAUUCCGGAAUCUACCAGCAUCUCCCAAGAAGAAUCUGCUGAAGUAUUCCCUGAGACGAAAACCAACCAGUUUCUCCAGAAGUUCACUGUCCCCCAGUAUGUCCAGGCUGUUCCCCUUGUAGUCUAUCAGCCUGUGGAAUCACAUUCAGGAAAACACCUACCCAUAUAUUCCCAUUUAGAAGAACAAGUAAGAUUCUUGAAUUAACUGCUGCAAUUUGAGCUUGAGUAUGACUAGAAAAAUCAUUCCUUUAUAAUUUCUUCAUCUACCACAUCACCUCCUACUAGCAAUAUAUUUUGGCAUGCUUCUUGAAAUGUCAACAGUUUUGAGCCAAAAGAAGACUGUGUGGAACAUUUUCCAUAUUGGUUAUGAUAUUUUUAAUUUGUGUUGGAUAUGCCAGAUCUGAAUUGUGGUAUCAUGUUUGCUGUAUUGAUGAUUAAAUGAGGUCUUUUCUCCACUAUCUCUGAAAUAUAGAACUGUAUAUCAGUUGCCAAAACAUUAAAAUUUCAAACAAAG